Molecule: messenger RNA, 3019 nt
Organism: Diceros bicornis minor
Lineage: Eukaryota; Metazoa; Chordata; Mammalia; Perissodactyla; Rhinocerotidae
Gene: ARHGAP1
Product: Rho GTPase activating protein 1
Exons: 13
Coding region: 132-1457 (441 amino acids)
Biological process (GO): negative regulation of endocytic recycling; small GTPase-mediated signal transduction
Cellular component (GO): cytoplasm
Molecular function (GO): GTPase activator activity
Source: RefSeq, a predicted model, not a curated record
CAGAGAGUAGGCGGUACCCGUUCUACCGCGGAGCCGGAUGUUUGCCGAGCUUUGACAGGCGUGGCAGAAGGAGCAGUGCCUGACCACGGUUUCUCUUCAGGUUCUGUGGGGUGAGGCUGUGGGGAACAGGCAUGGCCAUGGACCCACUCUCAGAUCUUCAGGACGACCUGACCCUGGAUGACGCCAGCCAGGCUCUGAAUCAGCUGAAGCUAGCCUCCAUUGAUGAGAAGAACUGGCCCUCGGACGAAAUGCCCGACUUUCCCAAGUCAGAUGACUCCAAAAGCAGCUCCCCGGAACCUGUCACACACCUGAAGUGGGACGACCCUUACUAUGACAUCGCCCGGCACCAGAUUGUGGAGGUGGCAGGAGACGACAAAUAUGGGCGGAAGAUCAUUGUCUUUAGUGCCUGCCGAAUGCCCCCAAGCCACCAGCUGGACCACAGCAAGCUCCUGGGGUACCUGAAGCACACCCUGGACCAGUACGUGGAGAGUGACUACACGCUGCUCUACCUGCACCACGGCCUGACCAGUGACAACAAGCCCUCUCUCAGCUGGCUCCGCGAUGCCUACAGGGAGUUUGACCGCAAGUACAAGAAGAAUAUCAAGGCCUUGUACAUCGUGCACCCCACCAUGUUCAUCAAGACCCUGCUCAUCCUCUUUAAGCCCAUCAUUAGCUUCAAGUUUGGGCAGAAGAUCUUCUACGUGAACUACCUGAGUGAGCUGAGCGAGCACGUGAAGCUGGAGCAGCUGGGCAUCCCUCGCCAAGUGCUCAAGUAUGAUGACUUCCUUAAGUCCACACAGAAGAGCCCUGCCACAGCCCCCAAGCCCAUGCCACCACGGCCCCCUCUGCCCAACCAGCAAUUUGGGGUCUCGUUGCAGCACCUCCGGGACAAGAACCCAGAUCAUGAGCCCAUUCCGCUCGUGAUCCGGGAGACCGUUGCCUACCUGCAGGCCCACGCUCUCACCACUGAGGGGAUUUUCCGGCGGUCGGCUAACACCCAAAUUGUACGGGAAGUGCAGCAGAAGUACAACAUGGGGCUGCCUGUGGACUUCGACCAGUACAACGAGUUGCACCUGCCAGCGGUCAUCCUCAAGACCUUUCUCCGGGAGCUUCCUGAGCCCUUGCUCACCUUUGACCUCUACCCCCAUGUUGUGAGCUUCCUCAACAUUGACGAGAGCCAGAGAGUGGAGGCGACGCUGCAGGUCCUCCGGACGCUGCCUGAGGAGAACUACCAGGUGCUUCAGUUCCUCACUGCCUUCCUGGUGCAGAUUUCUGCCCACUCUGACCACAACAAAAUGACCAAUACUAACCUGGCUGUCGUCUUCGGCCCUAAUCUGCUGUGGGCCAAGGAUGCUGCGAUCACACUCAAGGCCAUUAAUCCCAUCAACACCUUCACCAAGUUCCUCCUGGACCAUCAGUGGGAGUUGUUCCCUAGCCCUGACUCCAAGGGGCUCUGAAACUAGCCCCUGCCCCACCAGCCCCCUUCUCUGAUAGCCCCAGUUUGGACUCUUCCUCUUGGCAUCAGCCUUACAGGAGCCCGGGACUCCUGCCCGGGAAGGGGCCAUGAGGCCCCCGGGAGAUAGAAGCUGGAGCCAGCCAGCUGGGCAGCUCCUCCUCCCCCUUCUGUCCAGCCCACGUCUCCGGCCCUGGAGGCCUCGCUGUAACCACAAGACAUUUUCUUCGCCUUAUACUUCUCACUGCCUCCUUGGAUCCCUGGCUCCUGCCGGGUUCUGCAGAGCUGGUCUUGGCUCUCCAGCAGAAGGACUGGCCCUGGCACCCCCUUUCUGGCUUUCUCCUGCCUCUUUCCCUGGCAACUGCAGAUGCCAAAAUCACUGCCGGCUGGGCUGGUCGCUGGGGCUGGUCCUCCCCUUCCUGAUUGCUGGGGAAUGAAAGGCUGAGCUGGCCGGCCCUGCUGAGGCUCCCCAGUUUGGGUGAAGGCCUGGGUGCAAGCAUCCUGCUCCUGUCCUCGCCUCUAAUGGCUCAGCUUUGGGUAUUUCCACAGCUAAGGAACGACAAGGCCGAGGUCGGCUUCCUACUUCUGCCUUCUCUUCUACACAUCCUGGGUCCUCCUUUCCCAAGUGGUACUGCCCUCAGGAUGUCCUUACCCCCUGGUUCUGCCAGGACUGGCAGCUUGGAUGACAGGGCGGAGUCCCAGCAUCCAUUUGAAAUAACCCCCGAGAGCCCCCUGGUGUCUGGUCAGACCAGUGACAAGCAGUCUCAGCCCCCCAUGCCUUGCCUCCCUUCCCACCUGGACAGAUCCUCAGCCUGAGGCUCUUAGGGACAUGUGUGUUGUGGAGACACACUGUCCCUGCUCUGGCCAGAGAUGACUCAGUGCCUCAGGAUCCAUGGUGGCUCCUUCCUUAGCUGGGGGCUCCUGGAGGGGCCGGGCAGAGACUUUGCUAAUUAGCUUGGCCCCUGCCAGAUGAGUUCUAGCAACCUCCCCCAAGGAACGUGGGGCCCCAGGGCCCUGGUGUCUUUCAGAAAACCUGGACCCUGAUGAUGAUGGAUAUCCCUCAUUCCAGCUGUGUCCCUUAGAAUUACACUCCUUCCUGGUGAACCCUGGGGACCCCCCUUCCUGCAACCUGGUCCCCUGGCAGCAGGGAAGUACCUGCACAGUGGCCCUGCCCUGCAGCCUUGGCCAGACCCUGUAGCGUGUCCAGCCCAGCUCCAUCUGGGGGCCGGGUGGGGCCUGCCCUGACCUCACUGGGCUCUCUCCCCAGGGCACUGGCAUGUCAGGACUCCCAGGCCUGGCGUGGCUGCUGGCUCCAUCAGUCCCUGUGUCCCUAGCCGGGGCCUGGGCCUCUGCUUUCUGCCCUCCUUCGUAUAUCAGGUGUUGCUCACAGCCCCGUUUACUGGGGAGCCUGCGGAUCUAUCUGGUCUGUACCUGGGGAGCGGGGUGGGCGGCACUUGUGCUGUGAAUUGAGGGGUCACAUUCACAUUUAAUGACUUCCUUGGCACCAAUCAUGUAUUUCACCUUUGCACUUUUUGUAUUUCAAUAAAAAUGGAGAUGGAAACUGCC